This is a messenger RNA of Exophiala mesophila, 2230 nucleotides long. RefSeq lists its product as uncharacterized. Gene Ontology annotation, molecular function: mannosyltransferase activity. Gene Ontology annotation, biological process: mannosyl-inositol phosphorylceramide biosynthetic process. The coding region runs from base 397 to 1557 and encodes 386 amino acids. The transcript has 2 exons. Lineage: Eukaryota; Fungi; Ascomycota; Eurotiomycetes; Chaetothyriales; Herpotrichiellaceae. The record is from RefSeq and is a predicted model, not a curated record.
GUCAAGCCCCCGCGGCUUCGCCCUUGAUACUUUUAUCGUUGUCUUGCACUUCAACCAGACAGUUGGCCACCGCCCUUGCGACGUCCCAUCAGCUCCUUCAGCUGUGUCCUCGACCUGUGCAAUAAAUGACCUCCCUCCGUCCUACCUUGCCCUUGCACCUCCCUGGCCCUCACCACCGUCCUUGCGCACGAUAACAUCCUCAGUCUCUUUGGCGCGGGGAGAUCAACACCAGGGCCGUGUUGCCUACCUUACCACAAUUCUCGCCCCCAGGAACCCCCACCAUUGACCUAGAGCCAAAUACAAGUCUACUUACUUGACAAUCUUUGGUGCAAAGACAGCGCACCACGAGGCAGAAAAAAAGAACAUCUGGACUAUUGUACCACUCCAAAAUCAAAGAUGGAAUCACCCUCCCAUCGGAGUAUGAACCCUCUCCAACAAUUCUAUGGUGGCCGCAAGGUGAUGCGAUGGGUUGUCUUUGUGGCCGUGUCCGCGAUUGCCACACUGUACCUGACGGGCCAGAGUUAUGCUCCUGGGUCUUUGUCGAGAGGCUCCCACGGAUAUGCCAAAUACUUGACACCUCAGGAACUCAUGGAACGGCCUAUUUCCAAAGACCUUCAGACAAUCCCCAAGGUCUUCCACCAGAGUUGGUCGUCGACUGAGCUGCCAGCGAAAUUCGCUCGCUGGAGCGACACCUGCCGCAAACAACACCCCGACUGGGAAUGGGUAUUGUGGACUGACGAGGACAACGAGGAGCUGGUCAAAAGGCAUUUUCCAUGGCUGUUGAAGACAUACAAGGCCAUGCCUGGCAUGAUCUAUCGGGCGGAUUUGGUUCGCAACCUGUAUAUGUACAUGUAUGGCGGGGUUUAUGCUGAUCUGGACGUCGAAUGUAUCCGUCCAAUUGACCAAAUGUUUGGCACUUACAAUGUGUCGACCGUGUCACACGCAAAGCCGCGACCACUGUCGACCCAUGAUCUACAAAAGAAUGGCCGAAAGGCCUUCUUUGGGCGCAUGGGCACAGACAAUGGAUUCGACAACUCGAUUCCCAACGCAUGGAUGGCUUCCACCCCGGGUCAUCCCUUCUUCCUAGUCCUCGCCGAGUCGGUUAUGAGAGAUCAUAACGACGAAACCAAGGCGGGCCAGUCAGUCGAGGCCACCACAGGUCCAGCCAAGCUGUUCUACAUGAUUGAAGAAUAUAAUGAAAAGGAGGGCAAGUAUGAGGGUGAUAAAAUCGACAAGGCCGUAGCCAAGAACCCGACCUCAAAACAAUUCACCCCCAAGAAAGGCCUGGGUCAUUCCAUCGAAGUCCUGCCCUUCCACAACAUCUACCCUUAUUCAUGGCAGCGAGAUGGCGAGGCCUACCGCUCCGUCUGCUGGGCCGCUCGCAAGACCUUCAACGCUGAGCGCUGCAAGUUACUGCUGGCCACUGAUCACUGGCCCAGCUACACCAUCACCUACUGGAGCCAUUCCUGGACUGGCAACGGCCAUGACUCGAACAAUUUGGAGCGUCUGAUGGAGGAGGAAGAUGAGAAAGAGGAAAAGGUUGAGGAAGAAUCGUGAGUAACACAGUCACUCGACCACGAUUGGUCCCGACCUUCUUUAAAGAGUUUCAACGAACGACACCAUCACGGCCCGCUCAAAUGACAUCGACUACCGUGGGGAGGUGUGGAGUUUGUUGUCACUCUAUAUAUGUCGUCACGAGACGAUUUCCGACCCGGAUAGACGUCUCUGGGCGGGAACACUGAACCGCUUCAACAGACAAACUUCUGGAUAUUCGAUCAGUACAUGUCCGCGGCCCCCCUCUCCCCCAGAGAUCCAUUGAAAAUCGAGGCGGAAAUGGAGGUUUCGCAACCAUGUACACUUUCUGAACGGACACGAACCAACGGCAACGGCGCAAGGCAAGGCAAGGCAAGGCAAGGAACCGGGAACAGGAUUCCCCUCCCCAAGAUUCUAUAAACACACUUUUUUCCCUUCCGCUCUUCAAAGUCAUGUCAUGUCAUGAAUUAAUGGACACGUGUCAUAUGACGACGGCGGCUUCGAUGAUUAUGGUGAUGGUGGCGGUGGUGACGAGAGUAGAGAAGCGAGCUGGAGCAGGAAGAGGGGCUGGUCGAUCAAUGAAGACUACGCCCCGACUACUUUUGGAAAUGGUAUGUAUACUUACUAUAGAGCAAGAAAGGACAGCAAUUUGUUCCGGAUCUAAACUGGACUCGUUCGAAAUAUUAUUGGAUAGAUG